AAACGAUGACGGAUAAGUAGACAUCAUACACUAAACCGCGAACCGUAAGAUAGAGAAAACCGUUUGAUCGUGACAGACCAAUGGAAAGUUGCAACCCGGUUCAGUUUUUGGUGUUUCUUGUAUUGGGCUUUCUUAUGCGAGCCAGUUAAAGGCCCAUUAUAGUUCAAACUCUAAAAACUAUCCGUUAGGAAACGCGUGCUCUGCAAAGAAGCAUAAAUACAUAACAGAUACAAAAGCUUAUCGACGGAUCUGAGUUAUUAAAAGGGGUUUUGAUUCUCUCUCUUCUUCUAUUUUAGUUGAAUCGUCCCUCUCUACUCUUCGAUGAUCAGGUUUAUGCUUCGAGUUUUUUUUGAAGCUCAACUUCGCUUGGAAGCAUCAUAUCACAAUUGGCUGGAGGUUUCUCUUGUCACCGAGGUUGGUAGUGCGCAUAAGGAAAGGAAUGUUGUGAGAUGGAAAAAAAUGACGCACGGCUUAAAAGUUAAAAAAAAACGUCUUUACAUAAAGACUAAGAAUCAGUUUUCCACUACACACGGCUUAAGACAAAGACUUUAUUUUGCUACCCACGGCUUAGAACAACUAGAUGGAAAAAUGUACCCACGGCUUCUGAGCAUGUCUUUAGACAGAGACUAUAUUGCUUUUUGGAACACGGCUUUGAGCAUGUCUUUAGACAGAGACUAUGUUGCUUGUUGAAUGAAGAAAUGGAUACCCACGGCUUUAAGCUUGUCUUUAGACAGAGACUA
Brassica napus (rape) is the source of this 740-nucleotide messenger RNA. RefSeq lists its product as uncharacterized. Lineage: Eukaryota; Viridiplantae; Streptophyta; Magnoliopsida; Brassicales; Brassicaceae. The record is from RefSeq and is a predicted model, not a curated record. The coding region runs from base 322 to 690 and encodes 122 amino acids. The transcript is spliced from 3 exons.